Messenger RNA from Arachis stenosperma, 1568 nucleotides. RefSeq lists its product as uncharacterized. The transcript is spliced from 3 exons. Gene Ontology annotation, molecular function: protein-folding chaperone binding. The record is from RefSeq and is a predicted model, not a curated record. Bases 226 to 1245 code for a protein of 339 amino acids. Lineage: Eukaryota; Viridiplantae; Streptophyta; Magnoliopsida; Fabales; Fabaceae. Gene Ontology annotation, cellular component: cytosol.
AAAUUGGGUUUUCACUUUUCACUCCAAGCAAAAUUUGUUGGGCCUACCAAAAUACAUUGACAUAGUAAUAUAGUAUAGGAUUCUUCUUCUUCUACUUCUGCUACUUCUGCUACAUGAAUUCUGCCGGAAGUAACGUCAUAUAAUCAUCUUUCUCCCGUUUUCCUCUCCAAUUAUUGCAGAUAACUUCCUCUUCUUCCUUCUUCUACUUUUCUGAAGAGAGUUGUUAUGGGUGUCGACUACUACAAGAUUCUUGAUGUCGAUAAAAACGCUAAAGACGAUGAUCUCAAGAAGGCGUAUCGAAAGCUUGCAAUGAAGUGGCACCCUGAUAAGAACCCUAACAACAAGAAGGACGCUGAAGCCAAAUUCAAGCAAAUCUCUGAAGCCUAUGAUAUUUUGAGUGAUCCUCAGAAGCGUGCAGUUUAUGAUCAGUAUGGUGAGGAGGGGCUGAAGGGGCAGGUACCACCACCAGGUGGUGGCAGUGACAGCAGUUCUGCGAAUUUCCAGUUCAAUCCCAGAAGUGCAGAUGAUAUAUUUUCGGAGUUCUUUGGUUUCUCCAGUUCAUUUGGUGGAAUGGGGGACAUGGGUGGUCGUGCUGGCGCAUCUAGCUUUUCCAGGGGCGGCAUGUUUGGUGAUGAUAUCUUUUCUCAGUUUAGGAGUGGAGCUGGAGAGGGCUCUGCCCAUAUGCCAAGGAAAAGUGCACCAAUAGAGAUAAUAUUGCAAUGUAGCUUGGAGGAUUUGUAUAAAGGGACAUCGAAAAAGAUGAAGAUUUCGAGGGAUGUUAUUGAUGCCAAUGGAAGGCCCACCAAAGUAGAGGAAAUCCUUACAAUUGAGAUCAAGCCAGGUUGGAAGAAAGGAACAAAAAUAACUUUUCCAGCGAAGGGAAAUGAGCAAAGAGGACAUAUCCCCGCAGACCUUGUGUUCAUCAUCGACGAGAAGCCGCAUAGUGUCUUCAAGAGGGAUGGCAAUGAUCUUGUUUUCACCCAGAAGGUAUCCCUUGUAGAAGCUCUAACAGGUUACACGGUGCAGCUGACAACCCUUGACGGCCGAAACCUUACCAUCCCCGUUAAUUCAAUCGUUAGUCCAUCUUACGAAGAAGUCGUUAAAGGAGAGGGCAUGCCAAUUCCUAAAGAACCCUCCAAGAAAGGUAACUUGCGAAUCAAGUUCAACAUCAAGUUCCCGUCCAGGCUUACAUCCGAGCAGAAAAACGGCAUUAAGCGAUUAUUGACAUCAUAUUCGUCUACAUGAGUGAGGUGGGUGGAAGCCCUUUCUUCCAAUUACCUAACAUUAUAAGAUCACAACUAUUUUCGGGUUUUUUGCUUUUUUUUUCCUUCCCAAUCCCAUUUUGAAGGGAAGCAUUGGAGCAACAGUUGAGUUGUUUCUGUGUGACAUAAAAGUUACGGGUUCAAGCCUUGGAAACAGCCACCGAUGUAAUUUUCAAAUUAGGUUGCGUACAUUACCCCCUUUGGGUGUGGCUUUUCUCCGAACUUUGCGUUAAUGCAGGAGGCUUGUACACCGAGUUUUCCAAUCCCACUUUCAAAUGAAAUUCUUGCGAUUGUGAACUGGAUUCA